AUGGAGGGAGUCGAUCUUACCAAGACGAUGCUCAACAAGGGCAAACAGAUGGCAAACGUUGCUGCUUCAGCUGCCAAUGGCAAUGGCGGAAAGAAGAGGAGAAAGGGUACUGACUUGAAGCCCAUCGUCACUAAUGAAGCGAACCCUGCGCCCGGCGCUACUGAAUCAACCGGCGCUGCUCAGUCAAACCCCAAAGCACCCGCAUCGCGCUCAUCAUCCUCAUCGUCUGGCGAAGAACUCGAGGCUACUGCGGAAGAGGAGGACUCCGAAGAUUACUGCAAGGGUGGAUACCACCCCGUCGCUGUCGGUGAAGCAUACAACAAUGGUCGCUAUAUUGUCGUGCGCAAGCUUGGCUGGGGUCAUUUCUCCACGGUCUGGCUGUCGCGGGAUACAACCACCAACAAGCACGUCGCGCUGAAGGUGGUUCGAUCCGCCGCACACUACACCGAAACCGCUAUCGACGAAAUCAAGCUCCUCAACAAAAUAGUUCAAGCGAAACCCUCUCACCCUGGUCGGAAGCAUGUGGUUAGUCUGCUGGACUCGUUUGAGCAUAAGGGACCCAACGGUAUCCAUGUUUGUAUGGUCUUUGAGGUCCUGGGCGAGAACCUGUUGGGCUUGAUCAAGCGGUGGAAUCACCGCGGCAUUCCCAUGCCGCUAGUCAAGCAGAUUGCGAAGCAAGUGCUGCUGGGCUUGGAUUAUCUUCACCGCGAGUGCGGGAUCAUCCACACCGAUCUGAAGCCGGAGAAUGUGCUGAUCGAGAUUGGAGACGUGGAGCAGAUCGUCAAGGCGCAUGUCAAGGAAGAAGACAAUAAAGAGGCCAAGGAGAAAGAGGAUAACCGGAAUGGGCGGAGACGGCGACGAACACUGAUCACAGGGAGUCAGCCCCUCCCUAGUCCGCUCAACACCAGCUUCAACAGCUUUGACUUCAAGCACAGCUCUUCCAACUCACACAGUAGCCUCAGCCAGAUGGUCAACGAACCUACAGGUCAGUCCCCCUUGGUACAUAUACGAUACGACCGUGCGCGAACUGAAACUGACCUAGCAUCUACUGCAGAAAUGCCCUCUAUGAGAGAACUGCUUGGGGUGAAGGAAGAAGAUGCGAAGCAGAACCAGCGAGAGAAAACUGCUGAUCUUCUGGAGCGAGAGGUGUCUGGCAUUUCUCUCGAUAAAGGCUCUUCGAGCAAAGCACCAGAAGAAGAACUUGACGUUAAUAUUAUCUCUGUCAAGAUUGCAGACUUAGGCAAUGCUUGUUGGGUCGGCCAUCAUUUCACCAACGAUAUUCAAACUCGUCAAUACCGCUCGCCCGAAGUCAUACUGGGCUCUAAGUGGGGUGCCAGUACUGAUGUGUGGAGCAUGGCAUGCAUGGUUUUCGAACUUAUCACCGGAGAUUACCUCUUCGACCCCCAAUCAGGGACCAAAUAUGGCAAGGACGACGAUCACAUCGCCCAAAUCAUCGAACUACUCGGUCCCUUCCCCAAGUCACUCUGCAUGUCCGGCAAAUGGUCCCAAGAAAUCUUCAAUCGUAAGGGUGAACUGCGCAAUAUCCACCGACUCCGUCACUGGGCCCUUCCCGACGUCCUACGAGAAAAGUACCACUACUCCAUGGAGGAGAGCAUGCGUAUCAGCGAACUCCUACUGCCUAUGCUUGAUUUGUCACCGGAGAAGAGGGCAAACGCUGGUGGCAUGGCAGCUCACGAGUGGCUAAAGGACACACCUGGUAUGGACGGGGUCGAUCUGGGCAUUCCCCCUGGAACCCGCGGGGAGGGUAUUGAAGGCUGGGCUACCGAGGUCAAAAAGCGAUGA
Penicillium egyptiacum is the source of this 1803-nucleotide messenger RNA. Lineage: Eukaryota; Fungi; Ascomycota; Eurotiomycetes; Eurotiales; Aspergillaceae. The record is from the annotation of a GenBank genome assembly.